Drosophila gunungcola (fruit fly) is the source of this 2093-nucleotide messenger RNA. RefSeq names its product transketolase-like protein 2. NCBI's taxonomy places the organism in Eukaryota, Metazoa, Arthropoda, Insecta, Diptera, Drosophilidae. Bases 33 to 1913 code for a protein of 626 amino acids. The record is from RefSeq and is a predicted model, not a curated record. The transcript is spliced from 3 exons. Gene Ontology annotation, molecular function: thiamine pyrophosphate binding; transketolase activity.
ACGAUCCCGUAAAUACAAAAAAUUUUCGCAAGAUGUCGUACCACAAGCCCGAAGCUAAGACCGUGCAGGACCUGAAGGAUCUGGCCCAGAAGCUGCGAAUUCACUCUAUCAACGCUACCCAGGCCUCCAAAUCGGGCCAUCCCACAUCAUGUGCCUCGCUGGCCGAGAUCAUGUCCGUGCUGUUCUUCCAGCAGCUGCGUUUGAACCUGAAGCACCCUCGCGAUCCCUCCAGCGAUCGCUUUAUCCUGUCUAAGGGACACGCGGCACCCAUUCUGUACGCCGCCUGGGCUGAGGCCGGUCUCUUCCCCAUCGAGGAUCUGAACAACCUGCGCAAGAUCGACAGCGAUCUGGAGGGUCACCCGACGCCCCGUCUGAACUUUAUCGAUGUGGGCACCGGAUCCCUGGGACAGGGUGUGGCUGUGGGCGCCGGAAUGGCCUAUGUGGGCAAGAACUACGACAAGGCCGACUACCGUACCUACGUGGUCGUGGGCGAUGGCGAGUCCGCGGAGGGUUCCGUUUGGGAGUCGCUGCACUUUGCCGGCCACUACAAGCUGGAUAACCUGUGCGUGAUCUUUGACGUGAACCGUCUGGGUCAGUCGGAGGCCACCUCCCUGCAGCACAAACUGGAUGUGUACCGGGAUCGUCUGGAGGCCUUCGGCUUCAAUGCUGUCGUUGUCGAUGGGCACGAUGUCGAGGAGCUGACCAAAGCCUUCCAUUGCGCUGCCAUCACCAAGAGCAAGCCCACCGCCAUCAUUGCCAAGACGUUCAAGGGCAAGGACUUCCCCAAUAUCGAGGAUCUGGACAACUGGCACGGCAAGCCGCUGGGAGACAAGGCCGCCGAGGUGGUCAAGCAUCUGCAGGGUCUAAUUGUCAACAAGGAUGUUAAGCUGACCCCCAAGCCAGUUUCCAAGACGGGAGCUGCUCCCGAGGUGGACAUCAGCAAUGUCAAGCUGAGCUCACCUCCUGCCUACAAGCUGGGUGAUUCGAUUGCCACCCGUUUGGCCUAUGGCACAGCUCUGGCCAAGAUCGGCAAGAACAACCAGCGUGUGAUUGCCCUGGAUGGCGACACCAAGAACUCCACUUUCUCGGACAAGCUUAAGGCUCUUGACCCCGAACGCUACAUCGAGUGCUUCAUCGCUGAGCAGAAUUUGGUGGGCGUGGCCGUGGGCGCUGCCUGCCGUCGCCGCACUGUGGCCUUCGUGUCCACCUUUGCCACCUUCUUCACCCGUGCCUUUGACCAGAUCCGUAUGGGCGCCAUCUCGCAGACGAACGUGAACUUUGUGGGCUCCCACUGCGGGUGCAGCAUCGGUGAGGAUGGUCCCUCGCAGAUGGGACUGGAGGACUUGGCCAUGUUCCGCACAAUUCCGGGCAGCACCAUCUUCUAUCCCUCGGAUGCGGUGAGCACGGAGCGUGCCGUGGAGCUGGCGGCCAAUACCAAGGGCGUCUGCUUCAUCCGCACAUCGCGUCCCAACACCAGCGUGAUCUACGACAACGAGGAAACCUUCACCAUUGGACGCGGCAAGGUGGUGCGCCAGAAGAGCUCCGACGAGGUGCUCCUAAUUGGAGCGGGUAUCACCUUGUACGAGUGUCUGGCUGCCGCCGAUCAGCUGGAGAAGAACUGCAUCACCGUCCGUGUGAUUGAUCCGUUCACCGUGAAGCCUCUGGAUGCUGAGCUUAUUAUUGAGCACGGAAAGCAGUGCGGAGGACGUGUUGUUGUCGUGGAGGAUCACUACCAGCAAGGAGGUCUUGGCGAGGCUGUGCUGAGUGCCCUGGCCGGCGAGCGCAACUUUGUGGUCAAGCACCUGUUCGUGCCCACCGUGCCACGCUCGGGUCCUCCCUCCGUCCUCAUCGACAUGUUCGGCAUUUCCGCCCGCCACGUCGUUAACGCCGUCAACGAAAUCCUCAAGGAUUAGGAAGCUAGCCGUGCGACAGACUCAUAAAGUCAUCAUCUGGCUAUUCAUUUACCGCCUACAGGAAUUCUCCCAGUUACUACUUACUCUUAUCCUUUAUCAUUCCCCUUUAAGAUGGUUAAUAUACUUUUACAAAUUUAAACUGUAACACCAGGAAAAUAAAUUUUUUUCAAUAAGACAUUA